AUACAGCACACUGAAAGCUAUCGUGGCAAUGUCCUUGUUCCCCUCAGCAUUCGAAUCAGGAGUAUCCAAAAUUUCUCCCACACUCGCUUCAGCAGGCAAGGGAGGCAAAAAGACCAACAAGCGCAAGCAUUCAGACGCGAACGCCGGUUUAGGGCAGGCCCAGCAAGUAAAGCAGGCUGAUGCCAACUUUGAGAAACUCAUGAGAAAGUUUGAGGGAGGAGAGGCGAUUGGAAAGGAAGAAGGAAAAGAAAGCAUGGGCGUAGUCGGGAAGAAAAGGAAUAAGAAAAACAAGAGCAGACAGGUCAACGACGAGGAGAUAGUGCACAGCACACCCAGAGCAAAAGGCGACAAGCCCAAGCCCAAGCCCACGCCCAAGUCGGACCAAGCCAAGCUGAACCAAGCCGCAAAACAGAAUCAGACAGAUACACCUCCCUCCAAGAAAUCAAAGGCUAACAAGAUCACUCCGGGCUUCAAACUGGAGCCUGUCCAGCUGCCCAUCCCGAUACCUCCUCCAUCAAAGGGCACCAAGCUCAAGGUCGGUGGGGAGGGAAACCUUACGGAGAUGCAAAAGGAUAUGCAGGCCAAGCUGGAAGGCGCCAGGUUCAGAUGGAUCAACGAACAACUGUACUCAACGCCUUCCACUGAAGCUUUGGCAAUGAUGAGAAAAGAUCCCAAGAUAUUUGCCGAUUACCACCAGACACAUCGUCUUCUCACUUCAGCCUGGCCCUCCCCUCCUCUCCCUCACAUGAUCAACCUCCUCUCUUCUCUUCCGUCUGGCACUGUCAUUGCCGAUUUAGGCUGUGGUGAUGCUGGCUUGGCACGAGCUCUUGUACCUCAAGGGAAAAUUGUAAUGAGUUUUGACUUGGUGGGGGACAAUGGCGUUCUUGGAGCUGAGACAACAGAAAGCAAUGCGGCCGGCGGAUGGGUAGUUGAAGCAGAUUUUUUGGAAAAGGUUCCUUUGCCUGGCCGACCUGGUGGAUUGGACUACGGUGUUUCUGCUACUGAGGAGAGCGAAGGAAAGGGGAAGAGGAAGAACAAGAAGAAGGGUAGCAGGAAGAGGGAUGUGGCAUCAUCUGAGAUCGUGGAUGCCGUAGUUUGUUGCCUGAGUUUGAUGGGGACCAACUGGGUUGGAGGCAUCAGCGAGGCCUGUAGGAUUCUGAAGCAGGGAGGUACUUUCCAUGUGGCUGAAGUGACCUCUCGGUUCACUUCCACAGAAGCUUUUGUUUCCACCGUUGAAUCGUUUGGUUUCGAGCUUGAGGAGGAGUCUCAGCCAUCGACACACUUUACUCUUUUCCGUUUCACAAAGAACUCUGAAGUCCCUCUGGGACCUGUCAAAGGUCAGGAAGGAUGGGAGGAAAGGGUACGCAAGGGGGAAGAAAUCUUGAGAGCUUGUGUUUACAAGAAGCGGUAGGCACUUGUGUAAACUCCCAUAUGGUUCAAUUUAUUAUGUAAGCCCUGUCCUAGGCAGACCAACUGUACAUAGAUAGAGAUGCAGAUAUAAAAUGGAUAGGC
Molecule: messenger RNA, 1512 nt
Organism: Cryptococcus deneoformans JEC21
Lineage: Eukaryota; Fungi; Basidiomycota; Tremellomycetes; Tremellales; Cryptococcaceae
Exons: 4
Coding region: 29-1411 (460 amino acids)
Biological process (GO): ribosomal large subunit biogenesis; rRNA methylation
Cellular component (GO): nucleolus
Molecular function (GO): rRNA (adenine) methyltransferase activity
Source: RefSeq, a predicted model, not a curated record